Molecule: messenger RNA, 805 nt
Organism: Phycomyces blakesleeanus NRRL 1555(-)
Lineage: Eukaryota; Fungi; Mucoromycota; Mucoromycetes; Mucorales; Phycomycetaceae
Exons: 5
Coding region: 1-657 (218 amino acids)
Cellular component (GO): cytoplasm
Source: RefSeq, a predicted model, not a curated record
AUGGGAAACUCAUCUUCGAGGCACACAGCCUCUAAUCAAACCACAUUCGAGCUUGGGUCCACAAUACCUAAUAACAUCUACCCGCACUCCAAGCAAGACUAUGACAAUAACAUCUUGAAACAAUUGAUCCUAAAUCGACGCCUAGGACCAUUCUACAAAGGUCAGGUAGAACCACAAAUGUCUCCCAGGGGAUCAGUAGAAUGUCCAAUUUGUUUUUUGUAUUACCCUUCGGAUAUCAACUAUACUCGCUGUUGUGAUCAGCCGAUAUGCACCGAAUGCUUUCUGCAUAUAAAACCCACACCAGACACAUCGCAGGCCAGUUGUCCUUAUUGUGUGCAGGACACAUUUGGGAUCAUCUAUAAUUCAUGGCACAUUAACAAGAAUACUGAGAUCCAACACACCACUUUUGGACAAUCUCCUACUCGAAAAAGAAGGUGUGCAAUUGAACCAGCCAGUCCAAGUGUAGUGCUUGUUGGCCAUCUACGACUGCCAAAGAGACAAUUCAAUACGAAUGAGAUUAGACAGAGAUCAUACUCUGACCGAGACACGGUAGACCUGGAAUCCUGGAUGGUUCGACAAGCCGUUCGACAGUCUAUGAAUGAAUACCGUCGAUCUAAUCGAAUAAAGCUCGAAGAAAGUCCUGGUGUACUCGUUUAAUAAAUCUAUAUAUACACACCUACAUACAUACAUAUAUACAUACAUACAUACAUACUUAAUUACCUAACGACCUACUAUAUACAUACAAGAUAUCUAUAUGCACACUAUUAUACUAUACUAUAUAUAAAAUAAAGAUGAUGUGUACAAC